AUCUCACUCAUUUUUAGGUUAGAAAAACUGGGAGACAAUGAUGUGUAUCUUGGCACAGUCCAUUGACUCUAGAACACCAUGGCCGAGUCCACUGAGAUUGAACUCAAAAAAUGCGAAAGAAUCAACAGGAAUUUUAAUAUUUGUGGAGUGAAAGUGAAGCCAAUGGCGCUGUGUAAUUUCUCAGUAAUUGUUCGUGUUCUUGUCUGCACCUUUUGAUCUGUUCACACGUAAUUAUACUCUCUAUUAAGAAACCUUUGUCACUACCGAUAGGCGAUAACCCACAGUAGUCCCCCACUCCCCUAAUUUGUACCAUAUUUACUUCUAUUCUCUUCGAUUCAACCAAGUAAAUCUGUAUCAAUAGUGUUUUGGUUGGGGUUUCUGAAAGCGUUACUAAUUUCAAAAAUUGAUGGGGAGUGAGGUGGAAUUGAUCGAGGAGACAAUCGAAGAGUUUAACGACGUCGAAAACACCGUAAUUGUGGCGGUGGGGAGGAACGUUAAGGAGAGUAAAUCGCUGAUAUUGUGGGCGUUACAGUGCUUUGCUGGAAUGAAGAUGUGUCUCCUUCAUAUUCAUAAACCUGCUCCGUUAAUCACACUCGUGGAUGGAAAGUUCUAUGAAAGUAGCCUAAAACAACAGGUGGUUAAGGCUUGGCGAGAGCUUGAAAAGCAAAAGAUGCACAAAAUCCUAAAUCAAUAUCGCCUCAUUCUUGAUGAAGCUGGGGUGGAAGCAGGUAAGGUGUGGAUAGAAGCUGAUAAUGUUGAAACAGGUAUUGUGCAGACUAUAGAGCAACAUGGGAUUAAGUGGCUUGUUAUGGGAGCUGCAGCUGAGAAGCUAUAUUCAAAGGAUAUGUCAGAGCUCAAGUCUAAUAAAUCAAUAUAUGUUUGCCAAAAUGCCCCACCCAUAUGUCAAAUAUGGUUUGCUUGCAAAGGCCACCUCAUCUAUACAAGGAGUAUGAAGGCGUUAUCCUCUUUGCCAGCUGGCAAAGAGACAAUGCUGACACUUUGUCAUGCAAUUGAUGCUGAUGUGGAAGUGAAAUCCAUUCGGUGUUUGGAGAAUUCAAUGAAAAAUGGGUGUAGCUCUUCAACUUCAACUCAUUUGAUGAUUGAUGAUACAAAAGAUCAAUUGGUUCAAUCACUUUCUGAUAUGUUUCUGGAAAAACCUCAAGGGCUUUCGUCUUCUGAGUUGCAUGAUAAACUGGAGUAUGCCAAAACAGAUGCUGAAAACUCAAAACAGAAAGCAUUUGAAGAGUCAAUAAGAAGAUGGAGGGCAGAAGAAGAUGCUAAGGACAUUUUGCAUAAGGCAGAAACAUCAGAAAACACAUGUAUGGAGGAAAUCACAGAAAGAAAAGCAAUGGAGGCUAAACUGUCGAAACAAAUUGAAGAAAUAGAAACAAUGAAGAACCAAAGAGAUGAAUUCAUAAAAGAGCUUCAGAAAGUCAAAAACCAAAAACCAGAGCUUGAAGACCAAAUUUCAAAGGCACGUGAUACAGAAAAAGAGUUGGAGGAGAGAAUCAUUCAAGCAGUGAAUCUGUUAAUCACUUUCAAAGAAAGUCGAGACAAGUUGCAAGAUGAAGUCGAUAAUGCAAGGAGACAAAUUAAAAAACUUACAAAAUAUAUAAAAGAGGACACCACAACGAAUUUGUCACAAGCACAAUUUUAUAAACCCUCGUUCAUGGAAAUCAUGGAAGCUACUCAGGAUUUCAAUCAAUCAUUGAAGAUCGGAGAAGGAAGAGAUGGAAGUGUUUAUAAAGGUAUUCUUCGCCAUGUAAGGGUUGCGAUUAAGAUGUUACCUUCCCUUGGUUCUCAAAGCGAUGCAGAAUUUGAACUUGAGGUAGAGGUUUUGAGUAGAACGAGACAUCCAAAUAUCGUAACCCUAAUCGGCGUUUGUUCAGCAACAAGGUCGUUGAUUUACGAGUACCUCGAAAAUGGAAGCCUUGAAGAUCGAAUCAUUAGUUCUAAUUCUAAAGCGACAACUCCACCUCUUCCAUGGCAUACACGAAUACGAAUCGCUUCAGAGAUAUCUUCUGCCCUAAUUUUUCUCCACUCCAGUAACCCUCAAAUCAUCCAUGGAAACGUAACCCCAACCAACGUUCUUCUCGAUUCAAACCACGUAUCCAAACUAAGCGACUUCGGAAUCAGUUUCGUUUUCUCUAAAAUUAAUGAUCCCGAGGUUUCUGCUUACAUCGACCCUGAAUUUGUUGAAUCCGGAACGCUUUCUCCUUCUUCUGAUGUAUACUCAUUCGGAGUUGUGUUGUUGAGAAUGCUAACAGGGAGGCCAGCUUCGAGUGUUGUGAAUGACACGAAAUGUGCGAUGGAAUUUGGGAAUUUUGUUGAGAUUUUGGAUUUAUCGGCUGGGGAUUGGCCGAUUGAGCAUGCGAAUGAGUUAGCUGAUUUGAGUUUGAGAUGCUGUGAGAAGAAUCCAUUGAAGAGGCCGAAUCUUGUGAAUGAUAUUUGGAAGACAUUUGAGAAAAUGAAAGAUCGAUUUACAAUAUCACCUGUUGAGCCUGAGUGUCAUCGCAAAAUCCCCUCUUAUUUUGUCUGCCCGAUUUUUCAGGAAGUGAUGAAAGAUCCAUACAUAGCAGCAGAUGGUUUUACAUAUGAAGAAGAUGCAAUAAAAGGGUGGUUGAACAGUGGCCACAAGACUUCACCCAUGACUAACCUUCAACUUGAACACUGUGACUUACUACCUAAUCAUGCUCUUUCCUAUGCAAUUCAAGAGUGGCAACAAAUUUCCUAAAAUACCCUUUAUAGUUUUUGACUUUGACUUUUGACUGUGGUAUCUAUCAGUGCAUAAUUUGUGCAGCAC
Lactuca virosa is the source of this 2803-nucleotide messenger RNA. NCBI's taxonomy places the organism in Eukaryota, Viridiplantae, Streptophyta, Magnoliopsida, Asterales, Asteraceae. The record is from the annotation of a GenBank genome assembly.